This is a messenger RNA of Melanotaenia boesemani (Boeseman's rainbowfish), 1889 nucleotides long. It is a transcript of the gene itm2ca, whose product is annotated as integral membrane protein 2Ca. Gene Ontology annotation, biological process: negative regulation of amyloid precursor protein biosynthetic process. Gene Ontology annotation, cellular component: Golgi apparatus; extracellular exosome; plasma membrane. The coding region runs from base 145 to 924 and encodes 259 amino acids. Gene Ontology annotation, molecular function: amyloid-beta binding. The transcript is spliced from 6 exons. The record is from RefSeq and is a predicted model, not a curated record. NCBI's taxonomy places the organism in Eukaryota, Metazoa, Chordata, Actinopteri, Atheriniformes, Melanotaeniidae.
AAAAACAGACGAGCAGCUCAGGGGUGGGAACAGAAAAGAGGGCGGCCCGUCGUCGAGUUUAUGCUAGUUGUUUGACAGGUCGUCAGCUACCGUUCUCCAGAAACGAAGACGUGAAGAAGAUACCUGCGACAGGACACCGGAGACAUGGUGAAGAUAAGCUUCCAGUCUGUCGCGGGACAGAAAGUGGAGAAGGAGAAUGAUGGCGACAAGACCGAAAUUCUCAUUCCUCAUCCGAUGGAUGAGGAGGAGCUUGUUCUGCCACUGCGACCCAAGACGUCUCCCCUUAAUGGCCUGUGCUGUCUGACAUUUGGGCUGGUGGUCUUCAUGGCUGGUUUGGUCUUGGCCUCUAUCUAUGUCUACCGCUACUACUUCAUACCUCACAUCCCAGAGGAGAAUCUGUUCCACUGCAGGGUGCUUUAUGAAGACUCUGUGUAUGCCCCGCUGCGUGGGCGCCAGGAACUGGAGGAAAAUGUUGGCAUCUACCUGGCCGAUAACUAUGAGAAGAUCACUGUGCCCGUGCCUCACUUUGGAGGCAGCGACCCGGCUGAUAUUAUCCAUGACUUCCACAGGGGACUAACUGCUUACCAUGACAUUGCUCUGGACAAAUGCUACGUUAUUGAGCUCAACACCACCAUUGUCAUGCCUCCACGCAACCUCUGGGAACUUCUUAUCAACGUUAAGAAGGGAACAUACCUGCCUCAGACUUACAUCAUCCAUGAAGAGAUGGUGGUGACUGGCAAAGUGCACAACAUGCGUCAGCUGGGUCCUUUCAUCUACCGCCUGUGCAACGGGAAGGACACGUACCGCCUGAACCGCCGCGUCACUCGCCGGCGCAUCAACAAGCGAGAGGCGAAGGACUGCCACCACAUCCGCCACUUUGAGAAUACAUUUGUGGUGGAGACGGUUAUCUGCGACGAAGCGUAAACGCGCCCUUGCGAUCACGCCAACCUAAAGGCACAUCUCCAGUCACUACCCCAGCCACUGUAGCACCCUCCUGUGGAUCUGAUCAUGUCUGAGUUGCACUUUACUUGUGGUUUUUGUUAUUUAUAAAAAAAAAAAUUUCAGUACCUGCUUGUGAAGUUCUCCUUUUUUUUCUCUCUCUAAUGUUCUACAGUUGGUAUUUACCCUGCAGGGUGAUGCAAUACUAAGUUGUCCUGUCACAGGAUUUUCCAUGUAGCAGUUCUUUAAGCCAGUAAUAAAGGAUCAUUUCAAGACCUCUCCUCUUCCUCUUCGGGGAUUUGUAUGAUGGUUACUGUCUCUGUGUUGUCAAGGUGACUGUGCUUUGUUUUUUUCCCGUGGCCCUGGAGGUUACAUUGUGUUUCUUAGUUGUACAAACAGUCAUCUGUGCAAAGCAAGAGGUCUUGUUUAUCUGACCGAACAUAAUCCAGAGAUUUCAGUUCAGUUUUUUUUUAUGUUCUGUGCAAUGUAAACAUACUGAACAUGUAACUGCUCUUGACUAGUUGGCUGGCUUGCAUCUUCUCUUGCCUGCCAUUUUGCUUCCUGCCUUCUGUUUCUGCAUUUCAUUUAGUUAAAAAGCACCAUCACAAAGUAGAAGUUAAACGAGGCAUUUUGGGCCUUGGCUUGCAUUAAUUUAAACAAUAAUCCAUUAUUGAGCCAUGUGAAGCUACUUUUCUCUUGCUUUCAUUUAGCAUUUGUCUAACACUGCAUACAAUUUAUUUUUUCUUUGCAUGUGUUUCUCUAAGAGAGAGAAGCAUCACUCUUAGUGUUUUCUAAAAACGUUUAAAGCCUUAGUCCAGAGUCAGAGACUGGACUAAAGUCAAUACAUGUUAAAGGGAGCAUAUUAUCUUACAUGUUUGCUGAAUGAGACCAACUUGGAUAUGUAUAUUUUGUCUGCCAAUGAAAUCUGUCUGUGAAUAAAGUUAAAAUGA